Messenger RNA from Lytechinus variegatus (green sea urchin), 2072 nucleotides. RefSeq names its product small glutamine-rich tetratricopeptide repeat-containing protein alpha-like. The transcript is spliced from 12 exons. Gene Ontology annotation, cellular component: membrane; TRC complex. Bases 237 to 1316 code for a protein of 359 amino acids. The record is from RefSeq and is a predicted model, not a curated record. NCBI's taxonomy places the organism in Eukaryota, Metazoa, Echinodermata, Echinoidea, Temnopleuroida, Toxopneustidae. Gene Ontology annotation, biological process: post-translational protein targeting to endoplasmic reticulum membrane. Gene Ontology annotation, molecular function: molecular adaptor activity; protein binding.
AAGAGGGCGCUUUCACAAAUAAUCGUGUCAUUCCCGAUUCAGACUUGAGCCGAACAUUUAAUUGGCAGGGCCUGUGUCAACAAACGAAUAAGUCAUUGCUGCCAUUCUCAGAUUUUCAAAGAAAUUCGCAAGGCGGAUUCCAGGAUUCCCUUUGGUUUCACUCGCACUUAUGAGAGAAAUUUGCAAGACUUGAGGAAUCUGUGUUGUCUCAUUGGCGUGGUACCAAAGAAGUCAGGAUGUCGAUACAAAACCGGCUUGUUUUUGCAAUAGUUGAGUUCUUGGACCAGCAAGUCCGAUCUAGUGCAGUGACAGGAGAGGCCCUCGAAAGCCUUGAAGUCGGCCUGCAGUGCCUUCAGACUGCGUAUGGAAUAAACUUAGAUGAUCCAACGCUUGUUUCACAACUAAAGACAGACAGAUCAUUACUAGAGAUGUUCACAUCGGCCGUAGGAGGCCAACAGCCUGAUGUAACACAAGGAGCGCCAUCAAGUGCAGGGGCAUGUUCAGCUGCAUCAGGUCCAGAGAUAUCAGAAGCAGACAAGGCACUAGCAGAAAAACUAAAAAAUGAAGGCAAUGAGCUGAUGAAGAAAGAACAAUUCCAUGAAGCAAUAGAGUUGUAUACGAAAGCUAUCAAUCUCAACUCACAGAAGUCAGUGUAUUACAGUAAUCGUGCAGCAGCAUACAGCAAGAUAGAGAAUCACGAAAAGGCCCUCGAGGAUUGCCAGAGAGCCGUUACUAUAGACCCCACCUAUAGUAAAGCUUAUGGAAGGAUGGGUCUGGCGUAUUCAAGCAUGAAUGAUUACCAGAAGGCCCGUGAUGCGUACACAAGAGCAGUAGACCUGGAGCCAGGGAACAGUUCUUACCAGGCCAACCUAGAGAUUGCAGAGCAGAAACUCAGAGGGGCAAGUUUAGGGGGUGGUGGAAUGCCAAAUGUAGGAGGUAUCAACCCGACGUUAGGAGGCAUGGAUAUGUCACAACUUCUCAACAAUCCAGCUAUUAUGAAUGCAGCAACCUCAUUUCUGCAGAACCCACAAAUGCAACAGAUGAUGCAGUCUUUCAUGGGUCAAGCAAUGCAGCCCAGUGGACAGACUGACCAAGAUGGGACUGGCAGCGGCGGUGGUGGUGGUGGUGGGAUGGCCAACCUUUUAUCUGUAGGGCAGCAGUUAGCAACUCAACUCCAGCAGACCAACCCCGAGCUGGUAGAACAGGUGCGACAGAUGAGGAACAGAGGGACGGAUCCUAACAGUACAAAUAAUAAUCAAGAAGGAACAAAUAGUAACAACCCAAAUCAACCUCCUCCUCCGCCAUCAUCAUCGUAGUGGGACUCUGUUAUAGAUCAGAAGUAUUGUUAUGAAGAAUUCCACCUGUAAUAAUGGCUGCCAAAUCCCUUAAUGACCAAGGAAUACUCCUCCAUUUUUGAUGACUGUUGCCUGACAUUGCACCAAAACAUACAGCUCAUCUUGUAGUACUCAGUGAACAGUUCAGAUGGCUUAUUAUCUCUUGGUCUCCAACCAGUUGGUCAGCUUCUCAGGUAGUCUCAUGCCACGUGGGCUAAACCCAUUUGGUCUACCAUCACUUUGGUCUAAUUGCUAUUUGGUCUUAUACUACCAUUGGUCUUAUACUGACUUACUCUAAUUAUUAUUUAGUCUAAUGCCCAGGUGGUCUAAUCUCCACUCUGUUGACUUAUUAUUUCGUACUAUUUCAGAUGAAAUAUUGGUUCAUAAACAGUUCAGGGGCCCAUCUUAACAAGAGUUCCGAUUGAUCCAAUCAGCCACAACUAUGGACGGCCAGCAACAUCAACACUGAAAUGCACAUUUGUUCAAAAUAUUUUCUAUAUAUGAUGUACAUAGGCAUACAUUAAUAGUUCUGUUGAAGAGUCAGCGUUUUUCCCUUUGUUUACUGUUAAGGAGAUUGAGCAAAAUUCCUUUAGAAAAAAAUGUUAUGGAUGGAUUUCCAUACAGUUGAGAUUGAUUGGAUCAAUUAGACCAUCUAGAUGCUAGCUUUAAUGGCCCAUAUUCUGAAGUCGGGUUUAACUUAAACUCAGGUUUAAAGAUGUGGUUUAAGUAUGGAUAGCC